Balaenoptera acutorostrata (minke whale) is the source of this 4540-nucleotide messenger RNA. It is a transcript of the gene KLHL14, whose product is annotated as kelch like family member 14. Gene Ontology annotation, molecular function: protein binding. The record is from RefSeq and is a predicted model, not a curated record. The transcript has 9 exons. Bases 735 to 2609 code for a protein of 624 amino acids. NCBI's taxonomy places the organism in Eukaryota, Metazoa, Chordata, Mammalia, Artiodactyla, Balaenopteridae.
UCAGCAGCGAAGUCGCCAGCCUGUGAAGGCAGAGAGAAAUUGACUAAUUAGCAAUGCGCACUAAAACUUGACGGUUCUUUAUAGAGAGAGAGAAGAGAGAGGGAGAGAGAGGGAGAGGGAGGGAGGGGGGCUCGCUUUUUCCCCUUCUUUCUUCCAAAGAUGUUUGAAAUCGCAGUCAUUUACGCUCGACAAUUUUUACAAUAGCCUUGAGCCAUAAUUUUGCGAGUCUCUCCAGCAUCCAUCCCCCUGUAUGGUCUCUCUACUGGCCAAGCACGACCGUUUCUCUCCCCAACCGUGGAUUUCCUAUUACUCUCGUUACGACUCACUGAGCCCCAGGCCCAAGGAUAAUGAUGUGUUGUUUCUUGGUAGCAUAAUUUGUCACACGUACAUUUUUUCUUCUUCUUCUCUUGCAGAAAGCUCUGCUCCCUCUCUCUCUCUCUCCCCUCUCUCCCUCUCUCUCUCCCUCUCUCUUUCUCUCUUUUCUCCCUCUCCUACAUUUUCUUGCUGUUGCUAAUUCAUGGUGAUCAAAUGAUGUACGACAAAAUAAAUUGUAAAGAGUGACUGCCUGGAGUUGGGAACCAGAAGGUGUUUUCCCCCUCCCAAGGAGAGAGCAAACCUUUAAAAAGGAAGGACAAUUGAUUUUUGGGGGGGAGCUUAAGUGAGCCUUGACUUUGCAGCUGGUUGAAAGCAGGUCGGAGGAGGGUUUAAAGCCAGGUGCGCCGAGUCAGCUCGCCAUGUCCAGAUCCGGGGACCGGACCUCCACCUUCGACCCCAGCCACAGCGACAACCUGCUGCACGGCCUCAAUCUGCUGUGGAGGAAGCAGCUGUUUUGCGACGUGACCCUGACGGCCCAGGGCCAGCAGUUCCACUGCCACAAGGCCGUGCUGGCCUCCUGCUCGCAGUACUUCCGAUCGCUUUUCUCCAGUCACCCCCCUCUCGGGGGAGGGGUCGGCGGCGGCCAGGACGGUCUGGGGCCCCCCAAGGACCAGCAGCCGCCGCAGCAGCAGCAGCCGCCGCCGCCGCAGGAGGAGCCGGGGACUCCUUCCUCCUCCCCCGACGACAAGCUGCUGACCAGUCCUCGGGCCAUCAACAACCUGGUGCUGCAGGGCUGCUCGGCCAUCGGGCUGCGCCUGGUGCUCGAGUACCUCUACACGGCCAACGUGACCCUCUCCCUGGACACGGUGGAGGAGGUGCUGUCGGUCAGCAAGAUCUUGCACAUCCCCCAGGUCACCAAGCUCUGCGUGCAGUUCCUCAACGACCAGAUCUCGGUGCAGAACUACAAGCAAGUGUGCAAGAUCGCCGCCCUGCACGGCCUGGAGGAGACCAAGAAGCUGGCCAACAAGUACCUGGUGGAGGACGUGCUGCUGCUCAACUUCGAGGAGAUGCGCGCCCUGCUGGACUCGCUGCCGCCCCCCGUGGAGUCGGAGCUGGCGCUCUUCCAGAUGUCCGUGUUGUGGCUGGAGCACGACCGCGAGACCCGCAUGCAGUACGCGCCCGACCUCAUGAAGCGCCUCCGCUUCGCGCUCAUCCCGGCCCCCGAGCUGGUGGAGCGGGUCCAGUCAGUGGAUUUCAUGCGCACCGACCCGGUCUGCCAGAAGCUGCUGCUGGACGCCAUGAACUACCACCUGAUGCCCUUCAGGCAGCACUGCAGGCAGAGCCUGGCCAGCAGAAUUCGCUCUAACAAGAAAAUGCUGUUGUUGGUUGGUGGAUUGCCUCCUGGGCCGGACCGGCUCCCCAGCAAUUUGGUUCAGUACUAUGAUGAUGAAAAGAAGACAUGGAAAAUCCUCACAAUUAUGCCAUACAACAGCGCCCAUCACUGCGUUGUGGAGGUGGAAAACUUCCUGUUUGUGUUGGGCGGAGAGGACCAAUGGAACCCUAACGGAAAACACAGUACAAAUUUUGUCAGCAGAUAUGAUCCCCGAUUUAAUAGCUGGAUACAACUUCCGCCCAUGCAAGAAAGAAGAGCCAGUUUCUACGCGUGUCGGUUGGACAAACAUUUAUACGUUAUUGGUGGACGGAAUGAAACUGGCUACUUGUCCAGCGUGGAGUGCUAUAACCUAGAAACAAAUGAAUGGCGUUAUGUGUCCCCUUUGCCACAGCCUCUGGCAGCUCAUGCGGGAGCAGUGCACAAUGGGAAAAUAUACAUUUCAGGGGGUGUACACAAUGGAGAAUAUGUCCCAUGGCUGUAUUGCUAUGACCCCGUCAUGGAUGUCUGGGCUCGAAAACAAGAUAUGAACACAAAACGCGCCAUCCACACUUUGGCUGUAAUGAAUGAUCGCUUGUAUGCAAUUGGAGGAAAUCAUUUGAAAGGUUUCUCCCACCUCGAUGUGAUGCUCGUGGAAUGCUAUGACCCAAAAGGUGACCAGUGGAAUAUUCUCCAGACUCCCAUUUUGGAGGGUCGCAGUGGUCCUGGCUGUGCAGUGCUAGAUGACAGCAUCUACCUUGUGGGAGGCUACAGCUGGAGUAUGGGAGCCUACAAGUCAUCUACAAUAUGCUAUUGUCCAGAAAAAGGCAGCUGGACAGAACUUGAAGGAGACGUAGCAGAACCCCUGGCAGGCCCAGCCUGUGCAACAGUUAUCCUGCCUGCCUGUGUACCUUACAACAAAUAACACCAGGAAACCCUGGAAUGAACAGUAUCACAUUCUAGGAAGCAAUGACGGGUGACAUCCCUAUUACAAUAGGAACAAUACAUCCUAAUGGUACAACUGCCGAAACCCCAUUCUUGGUUUCUGAUGAUUUACAAGAAGCUACAAAAGGAAAAGACCUAUUCUUGAACAGGUACGCUGUCUGUAACUCGGAUUACACCGAACUUCCUGUGGUGACAGACUCUUCCAUUUCAGACUGGUUUUAACUUGUCCCAGCUUUACAAAAACUCCUCACAUGGAUCUCAACUUUCAAAAGGAGAAAGAUAAAAUACAGGAGAGUGCCCCCCAGAGAGACCUAAGAUCAGUAUUGUGCAUUGUAGUCUACCUGCAUGUGAUCUAUGUUGAAGUUUUGGGGAUAUUGUGUUCAUGAAUGAUUCAAAAUUUGACCCAUCAAAAUACUCACACCACAUUACAGAAAUUGCCACUUGAUUCUAUAUUCCUAACCUGUGGCUACUUCACAGAUUCCGUAGGCAACACAGUUAUAGAAAAUCAUAUAAGAUUAAAGAGGAACAUUUUUGUUUCCAUAUAACUUCAUUUCAUAUACCUUCUGCCCCUUACAGCACCUCGUGGGAAUGUAGAAGAGAAAGAUAUUGGCUCUUGUAGCAAUUGCUUUCUGCCCUGUAGGUUCCAGGCUAGCCAGAGUCACAAUUUCUGUGUCCUCCAUUUUAUCAGAAACAUUAAGACAAAAUACGCUGUAUCACUAUUCAGUUUAUAGAGGCUCACGCUUUCUCUUUUGGAGCAGCAUAUAAAUCGUGAAUACACCUGGUCUUUCUUCAAAAAUAUAGGACUGACAAAGACAGUCAUGCAAUAUUGAAUAUUCUGUAAAUAGCACAUCUGACCCAAACUUAACGCCUAAUGAAAACUGAGAGAUUGCUUUCGGAAAUUCAGGGACGAAAAGACAGAUUUCUCUUAAGAACUGUCCCCUUUUCUCUCUGUCCACAAAAUACCUCCCCCUCUUCCUCACCUUCGGCUCUAAAAAAAGCUCUAGAUGUGGCUCUAGAGAAGCCCAUGACGGACCCUCCUUCUUCCCCCCAACUCAUCACAUUUCUUUGUUGUCACCAGAGAUGCCUGGGCUCAGUUAAGCGAGCAAUAGCUAGCUGUCUUGAGAAGCAUGAGGAAUUUAGGAACAGAAGGUCAGGAGAGCAUGAGACAGUGUCAAUACGGCCCAUCAAAAGAGAAAAGCUAGCAGGAACGCGGAUUUGCUUUUCAAGCUCUUCAGAGCUGGCACAACAAUAGUUAGGAAUAAAUCAAAGCCUAAAAUAUUUUGUGAAUCACCCAGAGAUGUUGUUGAAUCCCUCAACAAGUGUGUCUUUCAAAAACAACCGCACAGGGAAGCCACAGAUUAAAAAUGCCUUGGUGAUAAGUUUUCACUGCGGAGCAUGUCCAGAUGGAUGGGUGUACUAGAAUCCAAUGCCGUUUCUACAGUAAAGUGCAAUCUUUGUUGUUUUUGUAUUUAUUUGUAUGUUCAGAUCCAAAGGAUCCGUUGUAAAAAUAUAUAUAUAAAUAUAUAUAUAUCCAGUGCAAUCAACUUUCAUUUCUUUUUUCCUUGAUCGCAUAUGAGUAUAUAGAAAAAAAGAAAAGUUACAGUACUUUGUGAGAAAAUCCCAUCUGACGUCAUGAAGAAUACAAGGUCUCCUUCAAAACGUUUUAUCGUCAACGGUCCCCAUUUCUUCUGAAAGUCACCAUUUCUACAAGGGGAUUUGCUUUCCUUGGACUUGUUGUUCAUUUAUUUUUUAUUUCUAGCCAAAAUAAAUAAAAGCAUUUAUGAGAACUAUAAGUAAAGCUUUCUGUAUUUCAGAAAGGCACAAACUAUUAGAAAGUGAAAAGUGAAUAAAUAAGUCACAGAGAAUGUAAAUUUUGUACAGUAUUAGAAUGUGUAAAUGAAGCUUGCUUGG